Messenger RNA from Diorhabda sublineata, 2550 nucleotides. RefSeq names its product acyl-protein thioesterase 2 (gene Apt1). The record is from RefSeq and is a predicted model, not a curated record. Gene Ontology annotation, cellular component: cytoplasm. Gene Ontology annotation, biological process: protein depalmitoylation. The coding region runs from base 955 to 1611 and encodes 218 amino acids. Gene Ontology annotation, molecular function: palmitoyl-(protein) hydrolase activity; carboxylic ester hydrolase activity. Lineage: Eukaryota; Metazoa; Arthropoda; Insecta; Coleoptera; Chrysomelidae. The transcript is spliced from 5 exons.
AACGCGAUUAAACCUUAUGGAUGAAAGAGAAACAGGUUAUGUUCGUUUAACACUGACCAAAAUGGCGUGCUCUUAUCGAUUUUUCGGUAAACUAAAUGAUUUUUAUAUAACGAAGAAUGCAAUUUAUGCAGUAAAUGGUAGGGUUACAUCUUAUUAUUGGAUACAAUUCAAAAAUAUAAAUAGACGAGUAACGAUAAGUUUUUAUUGUGAGGGAUUAUGAUAAAAUGAAUCAGUUUCAAACAGUAUCAAUAGUAUAAGUCAGCUAAAUAAACAUAUUGCCACAAUUGGGAUAACUACGAAAAUUAGCUGGACCGCUGUACGGUUUUCAUUACGCAACAUGUUUUUACGGACUCGCCAACACUAUGUGUUCUAAUAGAACAGGGACGGAGUAAGCACAUGUUAAUUGAUAUUAAUUUCCAUUUUAUACAUUGAAAUAAAAUAAAAAAAGCUACAAAAACUAACGGUCUAAUUAAUGUUUAGUUGCAAAACACUUAACUGUAUUUUAGGAAAAUUGCUAUAUUUAACUCAAUAUUUUGAGAAUGCAUAGUAUGGAAAAACUGUAAUGUUCAUGAAAUUAUUUGAACUUUUAUAUGAAAAAUGUCAAAAUAUUUUCACAUGAAUAAAAUCAUUUUAGUACUUGAUAUGUUAUUAAAUUAAAAAAUAUUAUGAAUCAUAUGAAUAUGAAUCACUAUUAUUGUAUUUAUAAUGAAUAAUUACGUAUUUCAUAACUUUCUAAUGGGUAUGCAAUAUAUUAUACACGAAAGCAAUACUGGUAGUAUAUCUAUAAAUGUUGUAUGUCACACAUAUGAAAUCACCUUGUCACUGUCAUUUGUCAACUUCAUAUCUCAAUCUGCCUGAAAAAAUCCAAUUUGUUAUAAUUUUCGUAAUUUCCAUAAUUUGGAAUCAAAUGUGCUGAUAAGGAAAUAUCAUCAAAUCAUUUUAAUUGCAUGAAUAAUGGCAGCCCCAGUAAUAAUCGCAGCAACCACUAAACAUACUGGAACUCUUAUAUUCUUACACGGUUUAGGAGAUACCGGACAAGGAUGGGCAAGUGCUAUGGCUGCUAUAAAACCACCACACGUCAAAGUUAUUUGCCCCACAGCACCAACAAUACAAGUAACUUUAAAUGCGGGUUUCCGUAUGCCAAGUUGGUUCGAUCUGAAGACAUUGGACGAUUCAGGACCAGAAGACGAACCUGGUAUAAAGAAAGCCACUGAACAAAUCCAUGCUCUAAUUGAAAACGAAAUUAGCGCGGGAAUUAACGCUGAUAGGAUCGUCGUGGGAGGUUUUUCCCAAGGAGGCGCUCUGGCUUUGUAUUCCGGUCUCACUUAUCCGAAAAAAUUGGCCGGUAUUGUAGGUUUAUCCUGUUGGUUACCUUUGAAUAAAUCCUUUCCGGCCAUGAAGAAAACAGAGGAUACUUUACCAAUUUUACAAUGUCACGGUGAUUGCGAUCCAGUGGUACCUUAUAAAUGGGGCCAAAUGACAGCGUCAGUGUUAAAAUCUAUGCUUCGAGAUGUCGAAUUCAAAACGUUCAGGGGUUUAUCUCAUUCGUCAUCGGAUGAAGAACUGAAUGACAUUAAGCAAUUUAUAUACAAAAAUAUACCCAAUCAAUAGAUAAAUUUUGUGUAAAAAAUAAAUCAUGUUUUCCUCAUUUAUUUAUACGAAUUCGAAAAUAUAUUAAUUUCGUGGUUCCUCAUCUUUCGGUAAUUAAACAAAUAGUUUUUCAAUAUAUAAUUCAUUUUAAACUUCAAAAUAUAGAAAAAAUUCCAAAAAAAUCUGUCAAAUAUAUGUUUUUGGAAUUUAAUUUGAUCUCUUCUUCAAAAUUUUUUUUAUUAACAAUGUAAUCAUUAAAUUUCGUCAUAACCUAAAUUUCUACCAGAAAUUAUCUCCCGAGUCCUUAGAGGCAUCGAAUUUUGUCAAAAAAAUUAAAAAUUACCAAGAUUCCAAUCUAGUAAUUUCGAAUUUGCUAACUAUUUAUAUUAGCGUAAACAAAAUAAUGAAGAAUACUCUGUGUUUAAAAAGGUUGUGUCUAAACUUCCGAAUUAACAAUAAAAAUAUACCUUUUAAUAUUUAGUUUUUAAAAUAUUUGCUAUUUAAAUUACAAAAAUUCCAACAAAAUUUUUCUUUUUUUGAUAUUAUAGAUAUGGAAUUCGUAUACGAAAUUCUAAAUAUAAUAAAUUGUUAUUUCAAUGAAAAAGACAUUUAAAAUUACAUACAGCGGGAUUCCAAACAUAAUGAAAUUAUAUGUCAAAACUUAACCUGUUGUUUAUAUAAAUAAGUAAAACGAGUUUAUGAAUAUUUCAUAAAUUAUAUGUAUUUUCGAAUUCUAUGGUUCUUUUUUUUUGGAUUAUUUGAUAUUAGUAAAAUUCCUCCCAUGAGGUAGUAAAAUUAAAUGCAAUAAUCAGUAUUGAUCAUAAAAUGGCGGCUUAUUCCUAACCCAAACUUUGAUCUGAUUUAAUACAGUAAACAUUCCCACUUCUGGAAACCUUGAUAUAUAUAAGCUUUUAUUUUAUUUGUUGAACUCAAUAAAUGAAAAUUUAAAACAAAAAAAAA